CAAUGAGUUCUCACCCGAAACAUCCCGAAACCCUCAGCACCACGAUAGCGUUUCUGAUAGUUUCUUCGCGUUUGGAGAUUGAUUUGCGCGCACCAGUGAUAAGCCACUGGUCAUUUCAAGAAAUAAGCUCGCGGGCAUAUCAGCGGUCAGUUUCAAUCUGCGUGCGUAUAUAAAGAAGUCCUGACCUCGCUCCUCCAUGGCCUUUUUCGUCCCUCGUUCUUGUUUGUUAGCCUCCGAUAUACCCCCGUCCCCCCACCUCUCUCUCGCUCUCUCUCGUUCCCUCAAGAAAAAACCUCUUCAGCCGCUCCUCGACAGAGACUUUUCGCCACCAUCGAUCCACGGAGAUCGAGCCCGGUCAGAUUCGUGGCCCCCCCAGAGGCGGCGGCGCGCCCCCGAUCUGCAGGCCCGCUGGCCACCGGAGGCUCUCCGACGACCCCCCCCCCCCCCCGCCACCGUGAGAGGAGGCGCCGCCGGGCGCCAUGUCGGGCAUCGGCCGCGACCUCAUGUUUCUCAUCCUCCAGUACUUAGAGGAGGAAAAGUUGAAGGAUACCGUCCACAAACUGGAGCAGGAGUCGGGGCUUUUCUUCAACAUGAGUUACUUCGAGGAGACCGUACUCGCCGGGGACUGGGAGGAGGUGGAGAGGUACCUGUCGGGGUUUACGAAGUUCGAUGAUAAUCGGUACUCGAUGAGGGUCUUCUUUGAGAUCCGAAAGCAGAAGUAUCUCGAGGCCCUUGACAGGCAUGAUAAGGGCAAGGCACUAGACAUCCUGAUCAAGGAUCUGAAGGUGUUCUCGGCAGUCGGUAAAGACAUUGUUAAGGAACUUACUCUACUCCUUUCUUUGGAGAACUUCAGGGAGAACGAUCGACUAUCUGAGUAUGGAGAUAUCCAGCCGGAAAGGGCGCUGAUGCUGGCAGAGCUCAAGAAGUUGAUUGAGGUGAAUCCCCUAUUCCUUAACAAGUUGCAGUUUCCUCCCAUCAAUAAAUCAAGACUUCGCACCCUCAUUAACCAAAGUUUAAACUGGCAACAUCAGCUCUGCAAGAACCCUAGUCCAAACGCUGAUAUUAAGACCCUUUUCGUUGACCAUUCUUGUUCCCAACCAAAUGAUGCGCCUGUGCCGUCUCCAUCCCCUCCGCUUGUGAAUGUCAUGCCAAAACUCGAAGCAUUUCCCCAACUGCCAUUUCAGCAAGCUGCAGCAGCUCUGCCAACAUCCUUUGCAGGUUGGAUGGCUAACGCUAGGUCCCACCCUGCAUUCUUUGGUGCCCCCGUUGGUGAUCUAGCAGCUCCUCCUCGUGCACAUUCUCAUUGUCUCUUGAAGCGUCCUUUGACUCCCCCAAACGGAAAUCCUGCUCUGGAUUAUCACACGGCAGAUUCAGGAUAUGUGAUAAAGAGACAGCGUCCUAUGGGAAUCUAUGAGGAGGUUGGCCUGCCUGCUGCUCAUUUGCCUAUUGGAUCCUCUGGCAUCGCACAGAGCCAGCAUGCCCUUGAUGAGUUGCCCAGGACUGUUGCAAUGACUCUAAAUCAGGGUUCUGCUGUCAUGAGCAUGGAUUUUCAUCCUGCUCAACCAACUAUUCUUUUAGUUGGAACAAUUACUGGUGAAAUCUCACUGUGGAAUGUAGCUUCUGGGGAGAGGAUUGCUCAUAGAAGUUUCAGAGUUUGGGAUCUCCGAACAUGCUCAGCCUCCUUUCAGCAGACAGCUCUAGCCAAGGAUCCCACUGUAUCUGUUAACCGUGUGAUAUGGAACUUUGAUGGUACUCAAUUCGGUGUUGCAUACUCCCAACAUCUUGUGCAUUUGUUUACAUACAAUGGCCGUGAUGGCAUAUCAAACCAUCUAGAGAUUGAAGCACAUGUUGGUGGAGUUAAUGAUGCUGCCUACUCUCAACCUAAGAGACAAGUGUGCAUUGUGACCGGUGGAGAAGACAAGAUCAUCAAGGUAUGGGAGGCUGCUACUGGUGUGCUUCAGCAUACUUUCGAAGGUCACGAAGCACCUGUGUACUCCAUAUAUCCACAUUUUAAAGAAAAUAUUCCGUUCAUCUUUUCGACUUCUCUUGAUGGGAAGAUUAAAGCAUGGCUGUAUGAUAAUAUGGGCGAAAGAGUUGAUUAUACAGCACCUGGUCAAUGGUGCACUACUUUGGCUUAUAGUGCUGAUGGAACAAGGCUGUUUUCUUGUGGGACUGGCAAGGAUUUAAGGCCCUAUAUUGUUGAAUGGAAUGAAUCUGAAGGGACGAUAAAGCGGACAUAUCAUGGUUUACGCAACCAAGUUAUGGGUGAGGUAAAAUUUGAUACAAUAAAAAAUCGGUUCUUAGCUGCUGGAGAUGAGUAUAUGGUCAAGUUUUGGCACAUGGACAACACCAACUUACUGACAACCACUGAUGCGGAUGGUGGUUUACCGGCAUCACCACAUAUCCAAUUUAACAAGGAUGGGGCCUUGCUGGCCGUCUCAGCAAAGAACAACCGUAUUAAAAUUUUAGCAAAUGCUUCUGGUCAGCUGCUGCUUUCCUUGGCCGCCAGAUCAGCUUCUGAGUCCAUUCCAAAGGAGAUUUACUUAGAACCGGCCAUUAGACCAUUGGGAAGUGUCAGUGCAAUGGCUGGAACUAGUGCUUCAGUUGCUGAUAGAGGUGCUCCUGUGACAACUGUUGUUGCAUGGAAUGAGGAGAGUCAGAGUUUGGAGGAGGUGAAACCGAGGAUAAUUGAUGAAUCAAUUGAGAAAUCUAAGAUUUGGAAGUUGGCCGAAAUCAAUGAACCAUCUCAGUGCCGUUCUCUGAGGCUUCCAGAUAGUUUGGUAGCAGCUAAGGUACCCAGAUUGAUUUAUACGAAUUCAGGACAUGCUAUAUUGGCACUGACAUCAAAUGCUGUUCACAAAUUAUGGAAAUGGCAGGAGACUGACAGAAAUACUCCUUGGAAGGCAACAACAAGCAUACCACCACAGCUGUGGCAACCUUCAAGCGGUAUACUAAUGACUAAUGAGAUUGGUGAUGCAAGGACAGAAGAAAUUGUUCAUUGCCUUGCUCUGUCAAAGAAUGAUUCAUAUGCUGUGUCUGCAUCAGGUGGAAAAAUUUCCCUUUUCAAUAUGGUGACAUUUAAGACAGUGACAACCAUCAUGCACCCUUCUCCAGCAGCCACUUUUCUUGCUUUUCAUCCACAAGACAAUAACAUCAUUGCCAUAGGCAUGGAAGAUUCCACAAUCCAAAUCUACAAUGUCCGCAUUGAUGAGGUAAAAAGCAAUCUCAGAGGGCACCAGAAGAGAAUUACCGGUCUUGCCUUUUCUAACAUGCUAAAUAUACUAGUCUCAUCAGGAGCAGAUGCUCAGUUGUGCAUAUGGGCAGCAGAUGGAUGGGAGAAACAAUCUAAUAAAUUUUUACAGAUACCUAGUGGACGAAUGUCAGGUCCUCUUUCAAAAACAGAAGUCCAGUUUCACAAUGAUCAGCUCCAACUAUUGGUUGUCCAUGAUACACAGCUAGCAAUAUAUGAUGCAGGAAAAUUGGAAUGCCUUAAACAGUGGGUACCCCGUGAUGGAAUAAUUACGCAUGCAACAUAUUCAUGCGAUAGCCAGAUGAUAUAUGCAAGUUUUGUGGAUGGAAGCGUGAGUAUCUUUACAGCAGACCUUCGAUUGAGGUGUCGAAUUAGCCCGUCAGCCUAUCUGAAUGCCCAACCCAGCUCAAAUUUAUAUCCACUCGUCAUUGCUGCCCAUCCUUCUGAACCCAACCAGUUUGCGCUGGGGCUGACUGAUGGAGGUGUCCUAGUACUGGAGCCUUUAGAAUCAGAAGGGAAAUGGGGAACUGCACUUCCAGCAGAAAAUGGUGUUUGAUUAAGUGCUAGCUCCAGCCAGGUUGUGAGAAAUUCUGCUCAAGAUCAAUCAUCAGAGCGAUGAUAAAUGCCAAGAGCAUUAGCAACUGACAGAUUUUCUUUUUCUUGUCGUUGCGCUUAAACAUCUGGAAGUUGAAGUUUCCUCAACUUGUCAGAUACAUGGAUCACCUGAAGGGUGAAGACAGACUGCAGUUGACACAAAUUGCGGCUAAGUUACUCAAGGCACAUAACCAUUCUCCGGUAAGAGAAAUGACUGUCAUGAACAAAGGUUAAACCGAAACAGAAAAAUAGAAUAGAGAUGGGAAAGAGGGAAACCUGAGAGGUCUGGACUUGGUUAUUUUGUUUUAGGUCUAGCAUCCCUCCCCUAGUCAAGUGUUAGAUAUGGGUAGAGAUAAGUUUGUUUAGAAAUCUUUUGUUUUGUUUUUGUUUUUUUUCUGGCAGAUUGAAGUUCAGUUUUACAUUGUAUGGAUGUGUAUUUGUCCAAAAUUUUCAUUCAAGUGUGCAUGUUACUGACCUUUUUUCCUUGGUUUCUCUGGAUUUCUGUAUGAUAUGAUGCAAAUGUUAGAAACACUCUUCAGAAAUUCUUUAUUUGAAACAGGAUACCUUGAUUAGUUUAAAAA
This is a messenger RNA of Phoenix dactylifera (date palm), 4425 nucleotides long. Its product is annotated as protein TOPLESS-like. Gene Ontology annotation, molecular function: protein binding. Lineage: Eukaryota; Viridiplantae; Streptophyta; Magnoliopsida; Arecales; Arecaceae. Gene Ontology annotation, biological process: regulation of DNA-templated transcription. The record is from RefSeq and is a predicted model, not a curated record.